Molecule: messenger RNA, 379 nt
Organism: [Candida] anglica
Lineage: Eukaryota; Fungi; Ascomycota; Pichiomycetes; Serinales; Debaryomycetaceae
Source: the annotation of a GenBank genome assembly
CAAACGGGGGAAGUUGGUACUUGGUCUUUCUAAAGUAUAUUGAGUUACCAUAGAUAAAUAUGAUUAAUAGUAUAGGUCUGAUGGUUUAUGUUCUUCCAAUUACAAACUGCUACAAAGGGGGGACGGCGGAAGCUUCUGGUACGGCUGUAAUAUACUUACUGUGCAUAUUAGAGGGGGUGCAAAUUGUGCACCCCAUACACUGUAAUUAUGCAUGGUAACAGGGUAGUACCCCAUACUAAUAUUUCUUUUGAGAUUGUGGUCACCUCUGUUGUUUGUGGUCCUUUGGUUUUGAAAAAUAUUUAAGGACAGCCAAUUCCCACUUUUCCCCAAAAUACUUUUUUUACUUUUCUAUCACUCUUUUCUUCUCUCAAAUUUAUUU